CGCGCUGCAGGGGAUGUCACGUGACCUCGCGUUGGGUGACGUCAGCGCAGCUCCGGGCUGAUGUGUGCGGAAAUGCGCCAUCAACCAACACAAACAUUCUGAUUUAUUCGGAAUUCAAUCAACGCGAUGGACAGGUUAGCUCCCAUGCGUCUUUACACGCUCUCUAAGAGACAUUUUGUCCUGGUGUUUGUGGUUUUCCUCUUCUGCUUUGGGGUCUCCACCCUCAUUGGUGUUUCCGGACCAAAAAUCAUAAGUGAAAACUACAACAACGGUUUAAGCAUCAGUGUCAAUAGGUCAAAGACCGGCCCUUUCAAUCUCAGAUCUCAACCGCUCUCAAACUAUAACCAGCAGUUGUGGCUCACCUGUGUCAUUCAGAUCCAGAAUAAAGUUGGAGACUUCCGGAGGGAGUUCGGGAUGAAUGUUGAACUGCAGGGCGUGAUGCAGGACGCGAGCGUGAUGCGCAUUAUUGAUAACGUGCACAAUAAGAACAGAACCUUGCACUGCGCCGCUCAUCAGGAGGUAUGUGAUGAAAUUAUCGUGUUGCAUCUGGGUUACCUGAACUACACACAGUACCAGAUCAACAUCAGCUUCAGGAAUCUGGACGAUCUGAAGGCCAGUAUCAAAAAUGUCACAUUUGUGUUUAAGAUGUACAACACAACGUUCUCUCAGGUGGAAAUCUGGUUCCGCUUUGUGUUUGUUGUGAUGACCUUCAUAGUGACUUGUAUGUUUGCUCACUCUUUGAGGAAGUUUUCCAUGAGGGAUUGGGGAAUUGAGCAGAAGUGGAUGUCCAUUCUUCUGCCUCUGCUGCUCCUUUAUAACGAUCCGUUCUUCCCGCUGUCGUUCCUAGUGAACAGCUGGUUUCCGGGAACGCUGGAUGCGUUUUUCCAGGCUCUGUUCCUGUGUGCGCUGUUGCUGUUCUGGCUGUGUGUGUAUCACGGCAUCCGAGUGCAGGGUGAGAGGAAGUUCUUGACGUUCUACCUGCUGAAACUCGUAAUCGUCGGGCUGUUGUGGUUAUCGGCCGUUACUCUGGGAAUCUGGCAAACAGUAAAUGAGCUGCAGGAUCCCACGUAUCAGUAUAAAGUGGACAUCCAGAACUUCCAGGGAAUGAAAAUCUUCUUCCUGCUGGUGGUGGGGCUGUAUGUUCUGUAUCUGGUGUUUUUGGUGGUGCGAGCGUGCUCAGAACUCAAAAACAUGCCCUACACAGAUUUGCGACUAAAGUUUCUGACAGCGCUGACGUUGGUUGUCUUGGUGAUUAGUAUGCUCAUUCUGUACCUGAGAUUCGGCUCCAAGGCUCUGCAGGAUAAUUUUGUAGCAGAACUUUCUACACACUACCAGAAUUCAGCUGAAUUUCUCUCUUUCUACGGCCUUCUCAACUUUUAUCUCUACACAUUAGCGUUCGUGUACUCGCCCUCCAAAAACGCCCUUUACGAUUCCCAGCUGAAAGAUAAUCCCGCCUUCUCCAUGCUCAACGACUCGGACGAUGAGGUCAUAUACGGGAGCGAUUACGAAGAAAUGCCUCUUCAAAACGGCCGUCCCAUCAAAGUGACCGCCAAGUACCAGGAUGAGAGUGAAAGCGACUGAUCGGACUUCUGAUUGGAUGAAACUGGUCUGCUCGUGUAUUUUUAGCAUCUGGGCUCUUUGGGGGAUGUAUAUAGACUCAUUGAAAUAAUGCCGGUGUCAUUAGAUACUUUGUGUACAUGCCUAUAUAUAUAUAUUUUAAAGAGAACGGUGAGGUGGCCUGAUGAGGAGAUUUCAUAAGAUGGCACCAUAAAUGCAUUUCUGAUUAGUUGCACAGUGACCGUGAGCGAUAAAACUGAUUUAAAUACUGAAUAUCAGCAGUUUUUCAAGCACUGUCUGCACGUGUCUAGAGAGCCCAUAUAGAGAUCUGAUGUGCUCGUUUGAUUUAUUAUUAUUAUUAUUUUUCUUGAAUGAAGAAGGUAUUGGGGUGAAUCUCAAAAGGAAAAAAUAGGUCAAUGAUAUGUUGCAUAAACAGCCCAUUUAAGGACGGUUACGGGUGUUCAUGCAAUGUGAAAAAAGGGAUUUAUGAAAGUACUUUUGGUUAAUCGUCAGGACGUUUCUUUGUGAGAUUCACCCGCACUGGAUGUCCUCCAGUUUUACAUUCCAAAAACAAUCUUGACUCGCAUUCCUUUGUCACGUGAUGUGCCUGUGAACGUGUUUCUGUUGUGUAUUAUUUUGCGGAUCAUUCCUGAGUUAUUGUUUAUGACAUCACAAUGUAUUCAAAUAUGAAAGCUGGUUCUUAGUGGCAGAUUUGCGAUCCGGCUGGACAUAAAGUAACGCCUUGUUUUUGUACGCACUGUUCACUUAUUGUCUGACGUACUGUUUAGUUUGGAGGUUUGUGCUCGACAUGACGUUUGCAGAUGGUGAUGCUCAACAUCAGCUGUUUGUGGAUGGUAGAAUUGUACCUUAAUGUUUCUAGAAUGUGGUUUUGCGUCACAGAUAUACAUUUACAUGAGUUUGGGUUAGAAGGAUGUUUAAUUUGUCACAGUUCCAUGUAUGUCAAAUGAGCUGCUGAACUUAAAGGGAUAUUUCACACAAAUUGAAAAUUCUGUCAUUAUUUACUCAACCUCGUGCUGUUCCAUACCGCAAAAUAUGUUUGAGUGGACAAAGCAACAUUUUUUUUUUCUCUCUCCAUACAAUGUGAAUAGUGACCGAGGCUGUAAACGAUGACGGCAUAUUUGUGGGGUGAAUUAUUCCUUUCAUGAAAUAUCCCAGAGAUACCACUACAAGUUCUUUGUUUCAUUCCUGUUAGCUCGCUUUAUGCGAGAUGCCUGGUUCUCUGUGCCUUUCAACAUGAACAAAAGGUCAUGCCCCUAGCCUUGCUGACCUCUUGACCUCAGUCCAAACACAAGUCAGAGGAGAUUUCCUUCAGUUGCACUGUUGUGAUGUAUGAGGGAAAUGUUGUAUAAAAUGUUCAUUAAAUUUGUAAGACUGCGUCCACACGUGGAAUGGA
Molecule: messenger RNA, 2971 nt
Organism: Xyrauchen texanus (razorback sucker)
Lineage: Eukaryota; Metazoa; Chordata; Actinopteri; Cypriniformes; Catostomidae
Product: transmembrane protein 181-like
Exons: 17
Coding region: 127-1581 (484 amino acids)
Molecular function (GO): toxic substance binding
Source: RefSeq, a predicted model, not a curated record